Colossoma macropomum (tambaqui) is the source of this 2488-nucleotide messenger RNA. It is a transcript of the gene gtf3c4, whose product is annotated as general transcription factor IIIC, polypeptide 4. Lineage: Eukaryota; Metazoa; Chordata; Actinopteri; Characiformes; Serrasalmidae. The record is from RefSeq and is a predicted model, not a curated record. The transcript has 6 exons. Bases 18 to 2339 code for a protein of 773 amino acids. Gene Ontology annotation, molecular function: histone acetyltransferase activity; protein binding. Gene Ontology annotation, cellular component: transcription factor TFIIIC complex. Gene Ontology annotation, biological process: transcription initiation at RNA polymerase III promoter.
CUGUGUGGAGAGUGAAGAUGGCCUCGGCAGAACCGACCCGCGGAGGCGAACCGGGCGUGGGGGGCGAUUUCUGGGCUCAGCUCGGCCCGGUGGUCAGGAGGGACCCGGCGCUGAAGCUGCUGAGCCCCGUGAGCGGCCUGGAGCCGCUGACCUGGUCGGAUGACCACCGGCUUGCAGCGUCCACCAGCAGCAGCGUGUCGCUCAUGGAGCUGGUGCCGGACCUGCAGAGCGCCGGGCCGGACUUGGUGCUGCACCGAACCCACAUCCCCCUUCACCAGUCCGCCUACGAGCUCCAGGUGGGUCCAGAGGAUAAAGUGCGGAAAGCAAAAGAAAAGCUUGAAAAGUCUGACGAUGCAGCUGUAAGGCAGGUCUUUAUGAUGGACAGGAUCAUGAAUCCCCAAGCUGGGCCUUUGCAAGGUGUAAAGUAUACAAGCUGGUCACCCCUUGGCUGUGAUGUGAACGGCCGCUGCCUUCUGGCCUGCCUGACGCUGGACUGUCGCCUCACCAUUCACAGCAGCCACAAACGUUUACAGUGGACACAGCUCCUGGACCUCACUGAGCUAUAUGGGGAGAUGCUAAAGUCCAGGAACUACUCUGUGCAGAAUGAAGAUGUUCCUCAGCCCUCUCUGGACGACCCUGGUGAGCUGCAGAGGAGGUACCGCAUGCAGACACCUGUGCGCAUGGAGUGGUCCAGUUUGUGCAACACGCAGCAGGUUCAGAGCAAUAAUGAAUGUAAAGACAUUGGAACAGUUCUUCUGGCAGUGCUGAUGGAGAACGGGGACCUGGUAGUAUGGCAGUUUCGCCUGCCCAUGCAGGGGAAGGGUUCCGUCGUUUCCUGCAACACAAUCAAAUCUGGCGUGUCCUCGCCGAGUGUUCUGGCUUGGUGGGAGUACGAGCACGGGGGCCGCAAGAUGAGCGGCCUAAUCGUGGGCAGCUCCAUAGGCCCGGUGAAAAUCCUGCCUGUCAACCUGAAGGCCGUGAAAGGCUACUUUACCCUAAGGCAGCCUGUGGUGCUGUGGCAGGAGACGGACCAGAUCCCUGUCCACAACAUCAAGUGCAUUUCACUCUACCAUCCGCACCAGAAGUGUAACUGCAGUCUGGUGGUGGCAGCACGAGGCUCUUAUGUGUUCUGGUGUCUUCUGCUCAUCUCCAAAGCUGGUCUGAACGUUCACAAUUCACACGUGACUGGACUCCACUCCAUGCCCAUCAUGUCUAUGAGCACUAGCCGGAAUGGGGGUUCCAUCUUCACCUGCUCCAUGGAUGGGACGGUAAAGAAGCUUACUCCGGUCUUCACCGAUGUGGCCGUUGUGUUCAAGCAGCAGGAGAUAGCCCUGCCUGAAGGAGUGGCGGGCCGGCGGAUCCACGGCAUCUCUGUCAGCCCUAAUGGAGCCUACCUGGCACUGGCCUCCACUGAGGGCUUGACUAACGGCUUGCACCCGGUCUCUCGAAGCUACCAGGUGCAGUUUAUCACGCUGAAGACUCCGGAUGAGGCUGCAGCUGAGCUCCUGGAGUCACAGCAGCAGAGCCUCUACAGGCAGACAGACCUGCUGGACCUGGUUCGGUGGCGGGUGCUGAAAGACAAACGCAUCCCGCCCUUCCUCCAGGAUGAAAUAGACGACAAAGUGCACACCUCAGGCUGCACCUACCUGUGGCGCUUCAAGCUCUUUCUUCUCCGCAUCCUCUACCAGUCCAUGCAGAAGGCACCAGUGGAGGCACGUUGGAAACCCUCGCACCAGGACAGUAAGGUUUUUCUGGGUGAUGAGGAGGUGGGUGGAGACGAGGGCGAGCAGGGGGAAGGGAGCCAGGUAGCCGAGGCCUCCGGCCUGGAGGAGUCCAAACAGAAGGAAGCUGAGGGAGAGUUCAGCGAAGAGCAGAUAAAUGAGAUCACGGCAUGGAUCGAAGAGGUAGAGUCCCACCUAACACGUGAGCACAUGAAGAGAGUGCUGGGAGAGGUAUACCUCCACACGCUUAUUACUGAGAAUACCUGCAUCCCCACCAAAGGGCUCUGUGACUUCCUCUCAAAUGACCCCACCAAUGAAGACAGAGCAGCCAAGGUCCUGAUUGGUCACAUAAUGAAGAAGAUGAACAAGCAGACGUUUCCAGAGCACUGCAGCUUGUGUAAAGAGAUCUUGCCCUUUACUGACCGCAAGCAGGCUGUGUGCAGUAAUGGACAUAUGUGGCUCAGGUGUGUGCGGUCCUAUCAGGUCUGUCAGAAUGUGACUUAUCGACGCUGUCUGCUACAGGACAGCAUAGCUUCAGUGCCACAGCCUGAGGAUCCAGACUGGGUAAAGAAGAUCUUACAAGGACCGUGUACGUUUUGUGACUCUCCGCUUCUCUGACACACCUAAGGUCACCACCACACUGCCCAAGGCUGCUGACAUGCACCGCAUCCCUAAUGGAUGCUACAUAAACUAAGGAGGACUGUUUCUUCUUUUUUUUUAUUUUUAUACCAGAUAAGCCAGUAUAAUGAACGUAAUCUGAAAUUACC